CGACAAUACGUGAGAUCCAAAGUUCCAAGGUUACGGUGGACUCAUGAUCUUCAUCUUAGCUUUGUCCAUGCGGUACAACGUCUCGGAGGUCAAGAAAGGGCAACGCCCAAGCUGGUUUUGAAGCUAAUGAACGUUGAGGGACUAAGCAUUGCUCAUGUCAAGAGCCAUUUGCAGAUGUACAGGAGCAAGAAUGUUGAUGGUCAGGGACAAGUGAUAAACGAGGGAACAAUCUAUCCUACAUGGACUGCAAACAAUCUUCAACAAAACCUGUGGCAAUUACCAGCGUUUGAUCAAAGAAUAACAUCCAACUUCAGGUUCCCUAGAAGCAGAAACAAUGUAAACUGGAUAUCUUCAAGGAACAAUAUGACCAAUCUAAAUAGUGACUCAAUCUUUACUACAUCCCCGAAGGGGAAAAGUAGUAGAGAAUGUGACAGUACUACACGAUCAGCGCAUGACCAGUUACAUUGACAAAAUAUAAAGCUCAUGAUAAUGAGAAACAUUGGGAAUGGAGUUUCUUAUUCCCCAUUCAGAAAUUGGAACAAUUUUGGUGCAACAAAUGAGGACAAAGUUGCGGGAGAUAACGAGAUUGAUUUGAAGUUGAGCAUGGACCUGGUGGCUAUGAGAGAUCAUCAAGAUGAUAAUUUCAAAAGCAAAACGUUAUAUUGUAAGAGGAGUUUGGAUUAUAAUGAGAAAGAAGUGGCUAAAUCAUUGUCUCUUUCUUUAUCAUCAUCAUCAAUGUCUUAGUUUUCUUUCUAAGUUUAAGAAAUAAUUUUAGUCUCAUUUAAAUACAAGGUUCUACAUAGAGAGUUUUAAUUUGAAACA
This is a messenger RNA of Cuscuta epithymum, 822 nucleotides long. The record is from the annotation of a GenBank genome assembly. Lineage: Eukaryota; Viridiplantae; Streptophyta; Magnoliopsida; Solanales; Convolvulaceae.